Ailuropoda melanoleuca (giant panda) is the source of this 3117-nucleotide messenger RNA. RefSeq names its product LysM domain containing 4 (gene LYSMD4). NCBI's taxonomy places the organism in Eukaryota, Metazoa, Chordata, Mammalia, Carnivora, Ursidae. The coding region runs from base 355 to 1248 and encodes 297 amino acids. The transcript has 3 exons. The record is from RefSeq and is a predicted model, not a curated record.
ACCCUCCUGCCUAGGGGGCGAGCCACCCUCCUGCCUCCGGAGGGGCGCCGACCGCCACCGUCCGGGGCUGACCGGAGGUUGUUGGGGUUGAGGGCAGAGGUCGGAGGUCGUGCCUUUGUGGAAUGUUGGGGUCCCGCCGGGCUAAGCGUAGGAGCGGGCCGCGCCCCGUUUUCUUUUUGUCAGCGCCUGUGUGGGGCUUCCCUCCUUUCACGGAAAGGGGUCUGAGGGAAACUGAGGCCUGAGAGCCGCCGGGGCCCCUCACAGGCCCUGCGCUCUGACGGGGAGGCCCGCGGCCCUCUGGCCCGUGAGGACGGCCGCCGCCUCCCUCCCUCCUCCGGGCCGGCAGUUAAGAAAAUGAGGCAGAAGGAAGUGUUAACCAAGACCUUCCAAGGCCCAGCCAUUGUCUGUAGGACUCCGACCAGCCACGUUUACAUGUUUGAGAACGGUGGUGGGGACUCCGGGGACUCCUCUGAGGAAGAGUCCCACCGCGUGGCUCUGCGGCCCCGGGGCAAGGAGCGCCAGAAGAAGGGUGCCCACCACCCUCACCAGCCAGGAGCAGGGGACGUGGUGCUGCUGCAGCGGGAGCUGGUCCAGGAGGACAGCCUCAACAAGCUCGCUCUUCAGUAUGGCUGCAAAGUUGCAGAUAUCAAGAAAGUCAACAACUUCAUCAGAGAACAAGACUUAUAUGCUUUGAAAUCUAUUAAGAUUCCAGUGAAAAAUCAUGGGAUCCUAACAGAGACCCGCAAAGAACUCAGACCCCUUCUGAGCCCAUCCUCAGAGACUAGAGUGACCUUCGAGGAGCAGCCAGACCCAGACAGAGCAGCUGUAGGUACCGAUGCCCUGUCCAGCCCACUGACGGAUUUCUUUAAGGGCAUUGACCAGAAUAUUGAGCGCGUGGUGCAGUCAGAAAUCUUUUUAAAUGAAAGUUACUGUGUAGAGACCUCCAAUCAGCCGCUGCCCCCGGCUUCUCCGAAGACAACGACAAAUGGUGCAGACUGUGGAAUUCAGUGGUGGAAUGCCGUUUUUAUCAUGCUACUAAUUGGUAUUGUUUUACCAGUGUUUUAUUUGGUCUAUUUUAAAAUACAAGCUACUGGCGAGAUCCCCAGUAGCUUGAACACAACUGCUAUCCCCAAUGGCUCAAUGACCGUGAGUGCAGUUCCAGGGCAAGUCCCCAAAUUAGCAGUUCCAGUGCCAACCGUCCCCUCUUCAGACAGCCAGUUCAGUCCAACCCCCCGGGCAGGGAACUAGCUCCUGUUGUUUCUAAAGAAUCAGGUCAGUGUUAGCAUUUGUCCUCCUAAUGUGCGUCACCUGACAUCGGCCAUGUCUUAGGGUGCUGCCUUUCCUUUUCUAUGACAUACGGACAUGUCUCAAAAGCCACCGUUGUGUUCUCCAGAACACUCACCCUGGGGAAUAGGCUCACCUAAUCCAAGGCUGUGGGAGCCAAAACACCAGCACCCUCAGCUCCUUGCCUCGAGAAGGUACAGCAAGAGAGACAUUUGCAUGUGAACAUGCUGUUUCUUGAAGGUAUAUAGUGGACUGGCACUGCGUGGCCCCCCAAGUUGGAGGUGUUCAGAAGUUGAGGAGCGGCAUUGGACCUUCAACGUGGGAGCUUCUGGGGUCCACUUUGGUCACUUGGCUGUUUGCAGUGUCCCCUGCCUGCUGGGAAGAGAUGACUGGCUGUGACACAUGGUGUUGUCUCCCUGGCAAAGGUGCUGUCCAGUAGGGGUGAACAUCACCCUGUUUUGGAGUAUUACAGAUUAUAACAAGCCCUAUUUCAUAUUUGUCCCAUCAGUUAGCCUUUUUGAGGCAGUGUCACUUCUAGAAUCGAAAAAGCCCUGAAUCCAAAUUGCUCUAAUAUUGAGUAAAUGGCAGUUCUGUUCCUUGUACUUCUAGAACUACUUAGUGAUACACAGGCCUGUUUUCAGCUGCUGCAUGGUGUGGCCAGCACUUCCUGCCAGACCAUUUGGAGGCUUUUGUUCAGUUUCACCUGCGGUACAUCCCCACUGCAGUGGCUAACCAGAUUGCCCAAGUUAGCAUUCUUGGAAAGAAUUCUUGCUGGCCAGUGUCUGGAGCUGAGUAUGCGCAGAGAGAAAGAUGAGUGCCUGUCACCGAGGUCCCAACAUGUAACACUUCUAAGGCUGAAGAGUCACCAGUCUGGGUUUGCUGAAAGCAGCAGCCCCUGGGUGUACCUGGAAGGGAGGUACAGGGAGAAUGGAUGUGCUUCCUACUGCUUCCCUGACUCUGAUCUUGGGAAGUCUGGAGCCAUUGCCCCAGAAUGGGGCUCAGUGUUUUUCUUUGGGUAAAUACACUUUGUAUGGUGUAGCUCAUGAUGUUAAAAGACCAAACCACUUAAUGGAGGGCCUAGGAGGUGACCCUUGCUGUGAAGGCCAUAAAAAGAGGGGUCAGACUGCAAUCUGCCUGAGGUUUUUCCCAUCUCCUACACAGCAGCAAUCAUGCUAGAGGCUCAGGGAAGGCAUGGGUCAGACUCUGAGACUUUGCAGGUAGAGCAGGGGUUCACGAGGUGUGGGUGAAAGCCUGUUUGGCUGGAGCCCAUCUCAGUCCUACAGAGGAGUGGAAAUGGGCUUAUGUGGCUGGUGGUUCAGACUCAGAGAAGUCUGCCCCACCAGGGAGGAAAACAGACUGCACAAAUGCUGAGCUUCGAGCAUGGUUUAUGUCAUUGGACAAUCGGGCCUAGAGAUGAAUUGAGAAGAUUUCGUCAUGUAAGAGGAAGGGAGUGUGGCAGAAGAGUACUUGAAUGGGCUUCUCAUUUUUCUUCUCUCAGCUAUGUGGAGAACGAUUUGCCCAGAGUUCAAUCAGUAAAUUCAUAGUAUCUUCAAAAGUAAAUCUUCUCUUCAAAACCAACAUGGUCUUCAGGAUAAAAUGAACUUGUGAAUCUUUGCUACAGGAAACAUUUUGAUCGUGUAAAUACUUUUCCAGCCAAAUGUUUGUGCUCUCUGUGCCCCUGGAGGCCACAGGUUUCUCUAACAUAUCACCAUCAACUUCACCAGGCAGAGCCCAGAGUCCCACGGGAAAAUGGCUUCUGCCAGACAAAGAAUAAAUAUCUGUAUCCUUUAGUUUUUAAAAAUGGAAUAAAGUAAUUUCUUCUGUGAAGGAAAA